UUUAGGUCAUCAUAAGCUUGGCAGCCUCAUCCAGGGAGCCAAAAUGCCCAAGGUCGCGUACGGUCUCUUCGAGUAUUUUUCUACUGUCGGUCUGCCGACUGUUUUGAUAUUUGUGGCAGGGUUGUUGUUAAGUCUGUGGAUUCUGUCGUCGAGGAAUCCGCGGGUGAAAUGGCCGCCCGGGCCUCUCUGUUUCCCCGUGGUGGGAUGUCUCCCACAGCUGAUAAUCAGCGGAAGGAGAAGACAACCGACAGAUCUUCUUCCAUGGUAUGAUACAUACGGAGAUAUCAUGCACGUCAAAUUUGGUGAGCAGCAUGUGAUAAUGCUGGGGACUUAUGAGCUGAUCCAAGAGGCUUUCGUGAAGAAUGCAGCCACAGUCAGUGCUAGACCUACGUGGAUAUAUUUCCUAAGACAAACAGUUGGAAAGGACGGGGCUGGAGUUAUAUUUAAAUCCGGGCACGAAUGGAAAGAGCUGAGGAGAUUCACGCUCUCGUCUCUUCGAGAUCUCGGCCUCGGGAGAAGAAGUUUAGAAGAAAGAAUUCAGGACGAGGCUCGAUACUUGGUGCAAAACAUUGAAGAUGAAAUGGGAAAGGCUUUCUCUCCCAGAGACAGGAUUGGAAAAGCUGUCAGCAACAUUAUUUCAAUCAUUGUGUUUGGAGCUAGAUAUGACUAUAAUGACACCCCAGAAAUGCUGCCAGUUUUGGAGCAAGCCAUGAGAAUUGGCCAAGGGCCUCUGUUCUUUACCAACAUGGCGCGUUUCUUGUUGCCGAUAAAGAAGAUAAUGGCUCUCAUUGACAAGCUAUAUAGUUUGAUACGACAAGAAGUCGAACGACACCGCCAGUCUUUUGAUCCAACUGACAUCCGGGACUUUAUUGACCUCUUCAUAAAGGUCACCCAAGAGAAGCAAGAUCCCGAGAUCUACACAGAAUGGAACGUAUUCCGCAUCAUUGUUGAUCUAUAUUUGGCUGGAACUGACACAACAGCAAAUACUUUGAGAUGGUCCCUGGUUCAUUUAAUGAAACGGUCGGACGUUCAGAAGAAGGUGCAGCAGGAAAUUGAUCAGGUCAUAGGUCAAGGUCGUGUUGCCAAGAUGGAAGACAAGGCCAGGAUGCCGUUCACUGAAGCAACCAUCUUGGAGGUCUUUCGUAUGUCCCCCGUUGCUCCGCUGGGUGCGCCCCAUGCCACCAGUGAAACAACCAACUUGGCCGGAUACACCAUUCCCAAGGGCACCAUAAUACUGGGAGAUUUGUACCGGGUUCUCCACGAUAAGAAUAACUUCGAGGAUCCUUACAAGUUUAAACCAGAAAGAUGGCUGGAUGAUGAUGGUAAAGUGAUCAAGUCGGACAAAUUGAUACCGUUUUCCAUAGGACCCCGUGUUUGCCUGGGCAAGGGUCUGGCUGAAAUGGAAUCGUUCAUUUUCUUCACCACGUUGCUUCAGAAUUUUACCUUCAAGGUACCAGAGGGCGAGAAACCACCCGAUGGAGUGGAGGGUUUUAACGCGUCCACUUUCACACCAUACAGCUACAACGUGUGCGCCGUGAGACGUUAAAAUGAAGAAAACGGGCCAAAACGAGAAAGCGCCGUUUAUUGUGCUAUACACUUGUUUAUUGUUUAUUUUCUUCUGACAAAACAUUUUACACGCCACUUUAAAGGGCUGCUUUACAACUGCUUAUGCCUAUCAUCUAUGCAAUAAUUUCGAACUCAAAGUCAAAAUGCGGUUGAGACCCUGCUUGUGAUU
This is a messenger RNA of Lingula anatina, 1735 nucleotides long. RefSeq names its product cytochrome P450 2J6-like. Gene Ontology annotation, cellular component: cytoplasm; intracellular membrane-bounded organelle. The record is from RefSeq and is a predicted model, not a curated record. NCBI's taxonomy places the organism in Eukaryota, Metazoa, Brachiopoda, Lingulata, Lingulida, Lingulidae. Gene Ontology annotation, biological process: xenobiotic metabolic process. Gene Ontology annotation, molecular function: heme binding; steroid hydroxylase activity; iron ion binding.